Molecule: messenger RNA, 1116 nt
Organism: Penicillium diatomitis
Lineage: Eukaryota; Fungi; Ascomycota; Eurotiomycetes; Eurotiales; Aspergillaceae
Product: RING finger domain protein
Exons: 2
Coding region: 1-1116 (371 amino acids)
Biological process (GO): protein polyubiquitination; protein monoubiquitination
Molecular function (GO): ubiquitin protein ligase activity
Source: RefSeq, a predicted model, not a curated record
AUGGAAGAGCAUGGAGAUUUGCAGCGCCAGAUCCUUCAGAAAACCCUUGAAGAGGUAGCUGACGAAGAGAUCAAUGGCGUUGAUCCCUGUGUUAUUUGUCUGGACGCUAUUACCGAACCCUGUGUCGGCAUACCUUGCCGCCAUGCGAACUUUGACUACCUCUGUCUACUAAGCUGGCUGGAGCAGCGGCCUAAUUGUCCCUUGUGCAAAGCCAGUGUGAACGCUGUUCAAUAUGACUUGAGCGGACCAGGAGGCCCGAAGACAUACAAGGUUCCUCCUCCUAAUGCUACAAAUGCAGCCCCACGCCCUGCAUUAGCACGCCAGAACCAAGCGCGAAGGCAGCAAUCCAUUCGACACCGCGCUUUCCCAACUAGAUCAGCAGGCAGUCAGGAUGGUUGGCUCUCAGUCCGCCGGAACGUAUACCGCAAUCAGCUUUAUUCUCUUCGAGUGGGUUCGAACCGGCUGUCCAGAUACACGGAGGUGACACCCGACGAUUUCAAUCGAGAUGAAGCCCUUGUCUCACGUGCUCGCAAAUGGAUUCGCCGUGAACUGCAAGUGUUUAGCUUUCUUCAACCGGAGCCCAAAGAUGCGCCAGCCCAACCACGAGACCCUGUGGCUCGCACGGGACAGCAGCGACUAGAGCAGCGAAGAGCCAACAAUGCGGAAUUCCUGCUUGAAUAUAUUGUCGCUAUCUUACGCACUGUGGAUAUCAAAGGUAGCGCUGGCCAAGCCGAGGAUUUGCUCCGUGACUUUCUGGGGAGAGAGAAUGCUCGCUUGUUUCUCCACGAAUUGCUGGCGUGGCUGCGGAGCCCUUACGCCUCUCUAGACGACUGGGAUCGUCACGUGCAAUACCCUCCUUCAUCGGACGGUCCUGGCAACAGUCAGAACCUGGACGGGCGCUCUUCACGUCGCAGACCUGCGCGUUCGGGUCCUGCGCGUGCGCGCAGCGCAUCACCCCCUCGAGAGCCUGAUCGAAGUUUGUUUGAUAGGGUGUCAAGGCCCCAAGCAACACAGCCAGAUAGACGUAGCUGGCGAGAUCCAAAGCAAAGCCAAAAUCGGCGGGCUGAUUGGCCGAAUGAGAACCGACAUCUCCUAGAUAGGUACAUACCCGAUUGA